AAAUCCCCACAUCAAAAACCCACACACACAAAAAAAAAAAUUCUCUCUUUUCUCACACACAGAUUCCUUAAAAAAGGAUACAAUCUUGAUCUGUUAAAAACAAAGAAAAUCCAUCAUUUUGAUCUUUCAAGAAGAAAGAUGAGUAAUAUUCUUCAAUACCCGGAUGUGGUAGAUGCUCCUGAAGUUCAGAUAUGGAACAAUGCAGCGUUUGAUAAUGGAGAAUCAGAGGAUUCUUUGAAUCUUAAGUCUUCUUGGUGGAAUCAAAGUCUUGAAUCCGAUGCAAGCAAAGAGAAUCUUAGCCCAGUUUGUGAAAAAUCUUCUCCUAUUUAUGUCAAUUCUUCAAAACCCACCAAGCCACUUCAAUCUAAUCCCAAUCCUUUUAACUCACAAGGGAGUAAUUCAAUGAAGGUUGGGCUGUCGAAGAUGGUGGAGAAAAAUGAGGAGAUCAAGAAUCAUGAUGAGAAAAAGAUUGAUAUAGAGAUUGAAGAGAUCGAGAAGGAGAUUAAGCGUUUAUCUUCAAGACUUGAAGUGCUUAGGCUUGAAAAGGCAGAGAGGAAUUUAUCAAAGACUGUUGAAAAGAGAGGGAGGGUUGUGGCUGCAAAAUUUAUGGAGCAGAAACAGAGUGUCAAGAUUGAAGAGCCAUUGGUUUCAAGUGCUAAAUCGAAGAUUAAUAGAAGAGGGGUCAGUUUAGGGCCAAGUGAGAUUUUCUCUGGAUCCAAAUCAAGGUUAUUGUUUGGAAAACAAGAGAUGAAAACUCCUGUUUCGACGCAGAAUCGGCGGAAAUCGUGUUUUUGGAAGCUUGAAGAGAUUGAUGAGUUGAAGGCAACUAAAGAGAGGGGAAAAAGUUUGAGUGUUAGUCCGAGAUCACGAAAAAAUGUGUCCAAAAUCCAAGUUCCUAAACAGGCUGUUACUACUGUGGGGUCUAGAAGGUCAGUGAAGAAAGAAGAUGGGGUUAUUGCUUCAAUUCAGCCAAAGAAUCUAUUCAAAGACGGGGAAAGAUCUGUGCCUAAUAAGAAACCCUUGAAGCCCGGACGGGUGGUGGCUAGUAGGUAUAAUCAGAUUGGAACAAAUCAGUCUAAUGGGAAUCUAACUGCUAGCGAGGCUCGGAAGAGGUCUUUGCCGGAUAAUGAGAAGGAAGAUGUUAAUAAGAGGCGGGCUUCACGUGGUAAUGGGGUGAGUCAGAGAGCGGAGAGUGGUAGAGUGAAGAAGAGGUGGGAGAUUCCAAGUGAAGUAGUGGUAUACAAGGAUGAUGCUGAGGAGGAAUCUCCGCAGGCAGUUUCUGUAGUGACCGAUAUGUUGCCGAAUAUUAAGACUGUCAGAAGUGUUGCUGAGACUCCAAGGGACUCAGGGCCGGCAAAAAGAGUGGCUGAUUUGGUUGGGAGGAAAUCAUACUUUCCCCCCGUCGAGGAGACUGCAGCAGGGGACUCUGUUUGCCAGGCUCUUAGUUUUGCAGAAGAGGAGGAUGGUGAGAACGAGUAAAUUAGGACUAAAGGGAAGUUUUUCUUCUUCUUUGUUGUCCACACUUGAAUUGGUUAAGUUAUUUUUCAGCUUUGUCGUUGAUAAGCCAUAACUCUUGUUAUGGACUAGUAAGGUUGUUUUUGGUUUGGUCUAAACGGGUUGGGACCUCGUAAGUUUGUAGUGUAGUUUCAUUGGCCUUCUGAAUAUAUGCAAUAAUAUGAUAAGUUUUGUCUA
Molecule: messenger RNA, 1692 nt
Organism: Populus trichocarpa (black cottonwood)
Lineage: Eukaryota; Viridiplantae; Streptophyta; Magnoliopsida; Malpighiales; Salicaceae
Exons: 1
Coding region: 139-1479 (446 amino acids)
Source: RefSeq, a predicted model, not a curated record